AUGUCAUACAUCAGUACUUCGUUUUUCGUAGUGAUGCUUUUUACGUUUGUAUGCGCAUCUAUACCGCUCAACCAUUUUGUAAACUCACAAACUUUAACAUCGUCUUUUCAAACCCGAAAAUACAACACAAAAGAAGGGUUGGACGACCACACGAUCAUCCAAGAUGGGGUGUGUCUUCAAAUUAUCGAUGUGAACGAGACCAGCAAUAACAAUAUUGUUUCGUGUUUAUCAAGUUACUUUUUGAUGAACAACAAGUGUGUUUUAUGCUCGUCAAAAUAUACGCACUGCACAAACUGUGAUAAACUGCAGUGUACGCAAUGCGAGAGGGGGUUUACAUUUCUUGAAGGGAGAACAUGUGUGAACAAGAGUUGUGUCGAUGGAGAAAUUGUUGACGAGAAUGGGCAAUGUGAAGUCCCAAGAGGAAAUUGUGGAGGUGGUGUUAUGGUGAAUUGGCGGUGUGUGUAUUGCGAUCAAAACUAUUUCUAUUACCCAAGUGAUGGGUCUUGUCGGUCGAUAAACAAUCAACUCAAUUGCGAGCAAAGUUUGCGUGGAGUUUGUACGCGUUGUAAGAGUGGAUAUUUCAUGGACAAUGGGGUUUGCGUGAGCUGUGACCAAAAUUGUCAAACUUGCAAAUUUUCAUCGAAGAACUGUUCGUCAUGUCCGAGUGGGUUUGUACUCAACAACAAUUUGGAUGGUACAAAAAAGUGUUCCACUCCAAUUGCCGCAAAUCCCGAGUGCUUGGAAUUCAACGACGAUAGCCCAAUUUGCAGGGUGUGCCGAGAUGGAUUUUAUUUCAAAGACAAAAAAUGUGUGAAAUGCCCAGACGGUUGCGAGUUGUGUAACAGCAAGUGUUUAACGUGCAACUCAAGUUACUAUCUGACCAUAACAGGAAUGUGUAAGCCUAAAAGUGAUAUGGAAGACGUGUGCAAUGGUGUGAUAAAUUCAUAUGGAUGCGACAAGUGUAAACCAGGGUUUUAUACUUUCAAUAAAGAGUGUUUUAAAUGUGACACUGGGUGUAUUGUGUGCAAAACAGGGUUGUCAUGCAUUCAAUGCGAUGAAAAUCGAAUAUUAAAAGAAGGGAAAUGUCACUUAGCAGAAGGUGUGCCAGGGUGUACAAGUGUUUCAAACUCGAUGUGUGCUACUUGUAAAUUUUGGAGUCACCCAAGUGACAAUGGACUUUCAUGUGAGAAUGCCCCUGUGUGGUGGGUUUUCUUUGUUUUAUUUUUGGUUGUAUUGGGGGUGAUUGGGUUACUUGUCUUGAUUGGAUUUGUGUUGUGGAAGUUACACAAAACAAUCGAGACACAGAAGGUUGAAGAAAAUCUGACUCUAUUUGAAAUGAAACGGUCGAACAUCCAAUUUAUUACUUUGAAGAAUGGAAUUUGUGUUAGUACGAACGAAAUCAACUUUAACAUGGAGACAAACGGCAUUCCAGUUAACAAAGAAUCCCGACAAAUACUGUGCAUAGGGAAUGACAACGAAUACACAAUAAAUGUUCAACUCACGUCGGACAAUUCAGAAAAAAAGUAUUUGUUGCGGAUGGAACCUGCUAUUGUAACACUUAGAAAGGGGGUUGCGUGUGAAUUUGAAAUUUAUAUCACCCCCAACUUUACAUGUAACAUUUCGUCUGUGGCCAAGAUCGUUUCAAAGUCGCUAGAAAAUGGAGAUGAGAAUAUAACUGAUAUUACCAUAAAUGCAAUUACAGAGAGUUCUAUUCGCAUAGACCCCGAUGAGUUGAUUGAAGAAGAGAUAAUAGGAGCAAGCAAUUUUGGGAUUGUGUAUCAAGGGAAAUUGAGUAACAAAUACGUUGUAGCAAUCAAAAAGAUGAAACAUAGCACCGAUGAAGAGGGAACACAAACCGAGUUUGAACAAGAGGUUGAACUCCUCGAGAAAUGCAAGAAUCAAUAUUUACCCAAAUUCUACGGCGCAGUGUUUGUAACAACCAAAAUUUCAUUUGUUGUUGAAUUUGCGGAGUAUUUAAGUCUUCAAGAUGUUAUGGAAAAUUACAGUCCCAAAGAUGUUGGAUUACCACUUCGAAUAAAAAUGAUGAGCGACGCAGCCAAUGGUUUGUUGUAUCUCCAUGACCACGAAGUUUUGCACGGCGACUUGAAACCGACAAAUAUUUUGGUGUUCUCGUUGAACAUGAAGGAGACGGUCAACGCAAAACUGACUGGUUUCGGCUCGAUGAGAAAUGUCAAGUUACUCCAACAAAACUUGGCAAUGACAAAAGAAGUUGACUCGCCAAAGUAUUUUCCACCAGAAAUACUUAUGCAAGGGAAGUAUACCAAAGCCAGUGAUGUGUUUUCGUUGAGUAUUGUUAUGUAUGAGUGUUUUGGGUGGAAAGAGGCAUACCCUAAAGAAGAUUUCAAAUUUCAAUGGAAAAUUGCAGAGUUUGUGACUGGUGGAAAGAGGCUUAAAAACGUCGAGAAGAUCCCAGUUAGACAUUUCAUUCUGAUAACAAAUUGUUGGUGCCA
This is a messenger RNA of Entamoeba invadens IP1, 2471 nucleotides long. Its product is annotated as protein serine/threonine kinase, putative. Gene Ontology annotation, biological process: protein phosphorylation. The record is from RefSeq and is a predicted model, not a curated record. The annotation marks the transcript as partial. Gene Ontology annotation, molecular function: protein kinase activity; ATP binding. NCBI's taxonomy places the organism in Eukaryota, Evosea, Mastigamoebida, Endamoebidae. The transcript has a single exon.